Molecule: messenger RNA, 264 nt
Organism: Melampsora larici-populina 98AG31
Lineage: Eukaryota; Fungi; Basidiomycota; Pucciniomycetes; Pucciniales; Melampsoraceae
Exons: 2
Biological process (GO): peptidyl-hypusine biosynthetic process
Cellular component (GO): cytoplasm
Molecular function (GO): deoxyhypusine synthase activity
Source: RefSeq, a predicted model, not a curated record
UUAUCAGAUGACAGAUUGAUAAAUGAAUUUGGUAGAACAGCUAAAAACGCUGGUAGGAUCAUCCUUGGUGGUGAUGUUUGUAAACAUAAACUUGCUAAUGAAAUGUUCUAUGUAAGUGAAGAAGAAUAUGCUAUGUGUAUCAACACUGGUCAAAAAUGUGAUGGAUAUAAUUCUGGUGCUACACCCAAUAAAGCAAUUGAUUGGAGAAAGAUUAAAAUGUAUUUGAAGAGUGUUAAAGUUAGUCCCAUUUUAUAUAUCAAUUGA